AUGACUUGGUAUAAAAGUUUGCCCGAUGAGUCCAUCACUUCAUGGAAGGUGCUCGGGAAACUUUUUUCCAGACACUUCACGGCCUCCCGAAGACACCCCAAGUCAGGAGCCUCCUUGGAAGCCAUAAUCCAAGGAAAAGACGAGUCUUUACGGGCUUACAUUGAAAGAUUCAAUAAGGAAGCCAUGCAAGUAUCCACCACUGCCCAUAUGAAGAAAUUCUUGCUCGAGCGAGGCCUCCGACCACGCUCAGACUUCACCAAAGCCGUCGGGAUCAAAACACCGGCCACUCUAGACGAAUUCUUCCUCAAAGCCCAGGCGUACAUACAAUAUGAGGAAAAAGAGGCCGCUCACGCGGUACACAAUUCCACACAGGAAAAAAGCAGUAAGAAUGGUCGCCAAGACGAUUCCCGUCGGGGAACGGACAAAAAGAAAGACGACAAGGGUCGGGAUCCCAAAGACUACAAAGCUCCAGCCGGGAAGUUCCGAGAAUACAUCCCGCUCAACGCCUCAAGGGAACGCAUCUUAAACGAAUGCGCGAGCGCCGAAUUCCAAACGGGCAAGGUCCGCUUCCCUAAAACCAUGCUUGCGCGACCGAAUAUGGAUAAAUCAAAGUUCUGCCGAUUCCACAAAGGCCACGGGCACAACACCGAGGACUGCAUCUACCUAAAGGAUGUCAUAGAAAUAUUAAUCAGGGAGGGACACUUGAAGCAGUACGCAAAAAAGUAG
Molecule: messenger RNA, 726 nt
Organism: Vicia villosa (hairy vetch)
Lineage: Eukaryota; Viridiplantae; Streptophyta; Magnoliopsida; Fabales; Fabaceae
Exons: 1
Coding region: 1-726 (241 amino acids)
Source: RefSeq, a predicted model, not a curated record